Molecule: messenger RNA, 357 nt
Organism: Talaromyces rugulosus
Lineage: Eukaryota; Fungi; Ascomycota; Eurotiomycetes; Eurotiales; Trichocomaceae
Exons: 3
Coding region: 1-357 (118 amino acids)
Cellular component (GO): fungal-type cell wall
Molecular function (GO): structural constituent of cell wall
Source: RefSeq, a predicted model, not a curated record
AUGCAACACUAUCUCUUGACUAUUGCUUUUGCUGUGGCUGUGGCCGCUCUCCCCCCAAGUGGACAGCAUGCCGAACAGGGCAACCAGGUUACUAUUCAACAAGCCCAGGAGCAGUGCCCCGGUGAAGUUGCGUGCUGCAUCAACAAGGAAGAAGUCGAGGGCAAUGGCGUCUUGGGCAACCUCUUGCAGAAAGGCCUUCUUUUGAACAACGUCCUUGGCACCCAGGAUUCUGCUUGUGCCAAGACAAGCUUGAUUGAGAACCUUAACUUGCUGGGCUUCACUGUGGAAGGCAACAACGGCCCUUCCUGCAAGUCUUCGACUGCUUGCUGCACUGGCGACAACUGUUCGGCUGUCUAA